AUGAACGCUUGGGAGAGAUCGCAGCGCGAAGAAGACCGACAACACCAUCAACACCGGAGAAAAACGCCCUCGUUUUCUUCGUCUCUCCUCGACGCCAUUUACCGCUCCAUCGACGACUCCAAAUGCGAAGAAGAACAAGAAGCCGGCGAAGAGGCGGUUCUCUACAGAGACACAACCGCCACCAGGACGAAGAAACAGAGGAGUAGUAACAAUGCUAACUUAGUCAAGCGAAACAAUGCUCUUCUUGACGACGAGGAAAGUCUCCGGCGAGCUAUCAUGAUCGAGAAAUGGAUGGAGAGUGAGAAUCGAACUCGAACUCGAACUGAAGUUACUCGAGGUUCUAGAAUGUACAAUUCGACUUCGAGCUCCUCCGAUUCUAGCUGCGGAGGCGUGUUUUCGUCUUCCGAAACAGAGUCCGGUUACAGAGAACGAUCCAAAUCGGCGAGUUUUACAGUGCAGAGGCCAAAACAAGUUCGGAGCUGUGGUGGUGGUGGUGGUUGUGGUGGUUCGGUUAGGUCGGAGUUCGAGCAAACGCCGAAGCGCGAAGGGAGGCUUACGAGGACGAAAUCGAAAGCUCUGAAGAUCUACGGCGAUCUGAAGAAGGUGAAGCAGCCGAUCUCUCCAGGCCGUCGGAUCACGAAUUUCCUCAACUCGAUCUUCAAUUCGAGGAAUGUGAAGAAUGCUGCGAAGCGUGAAGCAGCGAUGAUGAUGGAGGAUUCGAGUUCAGUGCGGAGAUCAAGGUCGGUGAAGGAUACGACGACUUGUUCGUUGUCUUCUUCGUUUUCAAGAUCAUCUUGUUUGAGCAAACCUCCUUCUUCAAGAUCCAAAUCGAAGAGGUCUGUUAGAUUCUACCCUGUCACAGUCAUCGUCGACGAAGAUUCUCGUCCUUGCGGACACAAAUGCAUCUACGGAGACGAUCCGAGUCUCAUGCCAACACCAGUUCUUGGAAAAAUCUCCGAGACUACAACGAUGAAGAACAAAAAUGCAUAUAAAUUGAGAGAUUUUCAGGAUGAUAUUGAUGAUGAGGAGGAGGAAGAUGAAGAUGACUGUAUGAGUUGUGCGAGCUCUGAUCUGUUUGAGCUGGACAACAUUGGUGCGAUUGGGGUUGGAGCGUACAGAGAAGAGCUUCCGGUGUACGGAACGACGAGUCUGAAAACACAUCAUCAUCAUCUCGCCAUUGCCAAGGGUUUAAUUCGCUAG
Messenger RNA from Camellia sinensis, 1200 nucleotides. RefSeq names its product protein BIG GRAIN 1-like A. NCBI's taxonomy places the organism in Eukaryota, Viridiplantae, Streptophyta, Magnoliopsida, Ericales, Theaceae. The record is from RefSeq and is a predicted model, not a curated record. Gene Ontology annotation, biological process: auxin-activated signaling pathway.